Messenger RNA from Perkinsus marinus ATCC 50983, 393 nucleotides. RefSeq lists its product as hypothetical. The coding region runs from base 1 to 393 and encodes 130 amino acids. The record is from RefSeq and is a predicted model, not a curated record. Lineage: Eukaryota; Perkinsozoa; Perkinsida; Perkinsidae. The transcript has a single exon. Gene Ontology annotation, molecular function: Hsp90 protein binding; Hsp70 protein binding.
AUGGCCCGUGAGGCUUGUCUAACCCUCAUCAGGGAAGGAAAUGAGGCUAAGAUACUAUCAGCAGUCCCACAGUUGGUGGUACCGCUAAGACAGGCUUUGAAUACAAGGGACCCAGAGACUGUGGUAGGGCCUAGGGGCAUCGACGCUCACAAUGCGUAUAUCACAGCUGAGCAGGUGAACACUCUACACGUGCUACAGCUGUUGGCUAAAACCUCUCCUAUGGUUGGCGAAGCAUUAGUGCCGUACUACCGGCAUCUUCUGCCAAUUAUGAGUAUCUUCAAACCCAAGAAGCGAAACACAUGGAAUGUGAUAGACUACGCUCAGCGGAAGGAAGAUUGGCGGAAUCUCGGUACGGUAUACCCUCAGCAGACCUCUGUCCCACCUAGUUGCUAG